CUGCUUAUGACCAACGUCGCGCUCCUUGUUUGGCGGUGCUAAACAGUAAACACCCACCGACGUGACACCCACAUUUGAACGAUACGUUUUUAACCGAAGGAGCCCGUUUUCUUUUCUAUAUCCGGCCAUCGUUAUAAGUCCGCUGAAUCUGAACUCUGAAGCCAAGCAACGGCAAGUGCUACCACUUUGGUCUUCUUGAAGGAUCUUGGCUCCUUUUGGUGAUUAGAAUUCGACCCUCUUCUGGAAUUUUGGAAAGAGUCAGCUGCUGCACUAUUGUAUAUUAGUGAUUUUAUCAUCCCAAAUGGAGCAGUUGAGGAGUUAGCAACUUUUUUACAUUGGGUUACCUUACCAACAUCCUAGUUUUACAAACCAUAUGGAUACUAUUUCGAACGAUGACAUGGAUAAACCACUGCUUUCAGGAUUAGAGAAUGCCUCUAACCAAUUUGAGGGAAAGCUUAGAUCUAGUAGAAGAAGGUAUCGUCGAUGUAGAAGUGCCCCUGCAGUUGAUCCUGUUGCAGAAAAAGCCAAGGUUUCUGGCCCACUCCCAUUGUCUGGACAAGGCUUUCAUAAGUUUCAUCCUAGUUUCAAGCAGGUCUUUGUAUUCUUGGGCAUCUACAUAGGGGUGGGAACUCUCUGUUUUUUUUAUAUUCAAAAACAAAUUGACGGGAAGAAAACAAAUGGAGUUAUUGAUGCUAUUUAUUUCUGUAUUGUGACCAUGACAACUGUUGGCUAUGGAGACCUGGUUCCAGCUAGUGAUGUUGCUAAACUCCUUGCCUGUGCUUUUGUCUUCACGGGCAUGGCACUGGUGGGACUAAUCCUUGGCAGUGCAGCUGACUAUCUUGUGGAGAAACAGGAACUAUACUUCAUCAAAGCAUUGCAUGUUCGCAAAAAGGUUUCUCCAUCUGAUAUUGUAAAAGAACUUCAGAGCAAUAGAGUGAAAUAUAAGGUGGUGAUGAUUUCAGGAGCUGUCUUUGUCCUGAUAGUAAUGGGAACUGUAUACUUAUACAAAAUUGAGAAAUUGAAUCUUGUUGAUGCCUUUUAUUGUGUUUGCUCCACUAUCACAACUUUAGGCUAUGGUGAUAAGAGUUUUUCAACUGAAGGUGGGCGUACUUUUGCCAUCAUUUGGAUUCUAAUCAGUACAGUCUGCGUGGCUCUGUUAUUUCUCUACCUUGCCGAGUGGGCUACUGAGCACAGACAACAGUCACUAGCCAAGUGGGUUCUUACAAGAAAAAUGACCUUCCUUGAUCUUGAAGCAGCAGAUAUGGACGAUGAUGGAGUUGUAAGUCCUGCAGAAUUUGUAAUAUACAAGCUGAAAGAGAUGGAGAAGAUAAGCGAAGAAGAUGUUUCACGUAUACUAGAGGAGUUCGACAAUCUUGAUGUUGAUAAGUCAGGAACAUUGACUCUGUCUGAUUUGGCACUUGCUCACCAAAUGCAGUGAUGUUUUUGUUUUCUCUGCAAAUGGAUGGGGUAGAAUGGGGAAGUAUGUUCAAUAUAUGUUCAUGAGAAUAAAUGUCAUGAGUCCCCACACACUUAUGGUGGAUGAACUAGGCCAUCUUCCUUGUUGGUCUAAGAUUGGUUUGUGCUACGUUCUUUUAACCAUAUCUCUCUGGUUUUUUUUUA
Messenger RNA from Nymphaea colorata (pocket water lily), 1620 nucleotides. Its product is annotated as two-pore potassium channel 1. The record is from RefSeq and is a predicted model, not a curated record. Gene Ontology annotation, biological process: stabilization of membrane potential; potassium ion transmembrane transport. NCBI's taxonomy places the organism in Eukaryota, Viridiplantae, Streptophyta, Magnoliopsida, Nymphaeales, Nymphaeaceae. The transcript is spliced from 3 exons. Gene Ontology annotation, cellular component: plant-type vacuole membrane. The coding region runs from base 374 to 1438 and encodes 354 amino acids. Gene Ontology annotation, molecular function: potassium ion leak channel activity; calcium ion binding.